Molecule: messenger RNA, 4171 nt
Organism: Gadus chalcogrammus (walleye pollock)
Lineage: Eukaryota; Metazoa; Chordata; Actinopteri; Gadiformes; Gadidae
Gene: g3bp2a
Product: G3BP stress granule assembly factor 2a
Exons: 13
Coding region: 272-1789 (505 amino acids)
Cellular component (GO): cytosol; ribonucleoprotein complex
Molecular function (GO): mRNA binding
Source: RefSeq, a predicted model, not a curated record
AGUCCAUUGGCUAAACCGGUGUGACGGGGCUUCCCUGCCCCAGAUUGCAGGGGUAAAACAAUAAAUUGGACCUAUGACUUUAAAUCUGAAAUCUUUGAUAGAGUAAAGAUCAGAGUCUUACUGGUGUGGGGAAUAACAGAACCAUCAUCUGGGAUACUCUGUGUUUCAGGACAGUUGGGGACGAUUACGUUGGUAAUUCGUACAUAUUUAUCAUAAAUUCUGUCUACUAGGAUAGGUCUUUCAGAAGAACAUAAUAUUGUUUACCAAAGAAAUGGUGAUGGAGAAGCCAAGUCCCCUGCUUGUAGGGCGGGAGUUUGUGAGGCAGUAUUACACACUCUUAAACAAGGCACCAGACUUCCUUCACAGGUUCUAUGGCAGAAAUUCUUCUUAUGUUCACGGUGGACUCGACCCAAACGGAAAGCUUGCAGAGGCUGUGUACGGGCAGGCGGAGAUCCACAAGAAGGUUAUGUCGCUGCAGUUCAGCGAGUGCCACACAAAGAUUCGGCACGUGGACGCACACGCGACCAUGACUGACGGCGUGGUGGUCCAGGUUCUGGGGGAGUUGUCCAACAACGGCCAGCCUAUGAGGAAGUUCAUGCAGACGUUUGUGCUCGCGCCAGAAGGAUCUGUGCCAAACAAAUUCUAUGUCCACAACGACAUCUUCCGUUAUGAGGAUGAGGUUUUCGGUGAUUCUGAAGCGGAGCUGGAUGAGGAAUCUGAGGAGGAAGUUGAGGAGGAGCCAGAGGAGAUCCAGGCCUCCCCUGAGCCACUUCAAGACAGCCCCAGCAGCACCAGCUACUACGAAGCUCAUCCUGUAACUAAUGGCGUGGAGGAACCGAUGGAGGAGCCUGCGCCAGAACAGGAGCCUGAACCCGAGCCAGAGCCCAAGCCGGAGGAGGUGAAGCAAGAAGAAGAGAAGGUUCUGGAGGAGAUGGAGGAGAAGGCCCCUUCACCUGCACCCGCCGACUCCCCAGCCAACACCCAGGAACCUCCCAAGACGUUUUCCUGGGCUUCAGUGACCAGUAAAAACCUGCCCCCUAGUGGCACAGGUCCCUCCUCUGGUAUCCCCCCUCACGUCGUCAAAGUCCCCAACUCACAGGCCAGAGUGGAGGUCAAGCCAGAGACCCAGGCGGCCCCCCUUCGACCCCGAGACCAGCGCACACGAGAAAGACCCGCCUUCGCCCCACGAGGACCCAGGCCUGAUGGUGUGGCAGAGACACAAACGGGGAAACCGCACUUGAGUUUUGUCAGCAAAGGCAGGGGGGAUUCAGAGAGCAGUGAGAUGGACACCAGGCGGAUGGUCCGCUUCCCAGACAGCCAUCAGCUGUUUGUGGGCAACCUUCCCCACGACAUCGACGAGAGCGAACUCAAGGAUUUCUUCAUGACUUACGGGAAUGUUGUUGAGCUCAGGAUCAACACGAAGGGAGUUGGAGGAAAGCUGCCCAACUUUGGAUUUGUAGUCUUUGAUGAUGCCGAACCUGUGCAGAGAAUUCUGGGAGCCAAGCCAAUCAUGUUCCGCGGCGAGGUGCGUCUGAACGUGGAGGAGAAGAAGACGCGGGCGGUGCGGGAGAGGGAGACCCGCACGGGGGACGACCGCCGGGAUAUGAGGCGCAGCGAGCGCGGCGGAGGCCCCGGAGGGCCGCGAGGCAUGGUGGGGGGAGGCAUGAUGCGUGACCGCGACGGAAGGGGCCCGCCGCCCAGAGGUGGCAUGGCCCCCAAACCCGGCACGGGAUCUGGAAGAGGGGCUGGGGGUCCGGGCGAGGGCCGCUUCACCACCCAGCGUCGCUAGGAAAGCACCACCUGCAAUUUGGACGUAGUACCACAUUCUUCAUCAACUGUUCGUUAACGAAAAAAGUCCACAUGUAUAAACAUGUAUAUUUGUUUUGGAGUUUUUUUUUUUCUUUUGGCUUUGGAAUGUGACACAGCCUGUGAACAGUUUCUUCUUCUUUUUUUUGUGAAACAGACCAAACAAAAAAAACAAAUGCUUACGAUUUAUUUUGCUUACUUGCUGUGAGCUGAGCAUCCUUCUCUGGUAUCUCAAGAAUUCACAAACGUUAAUUUGUAAAAAUUCGUGAAAAAAGGCAAACCAACCAGGAAUAAUCUGCCACUUUAGGAGGGACUGAUAAGACUUUUACGUACGAUAAUCCAGCCCAUCAUUUGGAUAAGAGAUUAUAAGCCUUAAUUUACUGGGGCGCUACUUCACGAAAUCCCUCUGUUGCACAUUUUAUAAAGUUCUCUACCCAUUAUUGUCGGAGAGAAAAAAAUUUGUUUGACGUGCAGUUUGAGCUGGGAAGGGAGUUUUGUCUUUUUAAUAUUUUAUUUUUUCCCCUUUUUAAACGAACACUGCUUCAAAAUUGCAUUAUUGCACUCAAUAUGCACUAAUGGGUACUUUUUUGUCCGAUUUACAUUGAUAUCCAUGCCUGGAACGCAGCUGAAGACGUCUUUUGGUUUUUUGAUUUUUUUUUUUGUCUCGAAACGACAACUUUUAAAGGACAGGUCUCCGUCGUGGCCUGUGUUCUCGUGACCAGUGUACUUUACACACCUUCAACCCAGAACUAUGCCUCACCUUCCACUGGAGGAGAAAAAAAAGCCUGCUACAGAUUAUAUUUUUCUCAUUUAUAAAAUUGAAUAAAAUGCCUAAAAAUCCUGGACUUUUCACCAAAUGCUAUGGGGGGUGGGGAGGGUCACUGAGGGACGAGUGUGAGGAAGGAGUGGAAUACAAAGAUGGAACAAUAGACGAGCUGCCCAUAUGACGGUGGUUCUCUCCAAUUUUGUUCUUUUGGUUUUAAGCGUUCGCUUUUCUUCAUGUUUUUUUCGACCAGUUAUUCGGCAGCAAAAACUUGCAAGGGCAUGAACUGCCUCCUCCCCUCCCUACUUCCUUUUCACAUGCAGAAAAACAUAAUAAAUGUACAGCAAAAAAUAUAUAAUUUACUGUUUUUCAUUUUAUCUGUUUUCGGUUCUCUUUCAACUUGUUAGUCGCAUGACGGUGCCUUCUAGUUCAUACUAUCAUUUUUUGACGGCCAUUUCCGAUCUUGCUUCGAGGACCAGGGCGUUUCCCUGCCUCGAGACGAGGGGCUGCGUAGUUCAAACUAUCGCCUGUUGGGAACACUUGCAGUAUUCAUUCAAAAUUUAAGUUCCUUGGUUCUGUUUACUCUAGGUGCUCAUUUCAUUGUUUUCCUACUAUUGUACUACCUAAGGUAAUCUGCUGUGAGUUUUGUACAUGUGUUUAUACUGUUGUCUGCCCUGGGUUUGAAGACAUUAGGUACCUCGAGUUUGCUUUUUGAACAUGGUUCAGAGGGAGUUUUUAAGAGCUUUGGUUUGGAUCUAGGAAACAAAGGUACAUUAAUAACGACGGACAAUGCUCACUUUUUCACUUUGCUCCAUUCCCUUUCCAGCCUGUGCUAAAAAAAAAAAAAAGGAUUUGUACUGUUAACUGAAAGACGUGCCAUUAAAUGGUGUUCAUAGUCACUUUUCAGUCAUUUGGCCAUACUCAAGAUGGCCAGAGCCCCUCUCAGUUCUACGUAUCUGCAGCUAAUACAGGCAUAUCAUGAUCUCUUUGCCCAUAUCUAGUUUUUCAUGAAGUGUUUGUAACGUCUUGUGUCUUACAGGCUGCCCACAGAACGUCCCUUUCUCUUGCUGUGGAAGCCUUGUGCCCGAUCAGUGGAUUUGAUUUAUUUUGUGUCUCGAUUCCGAUGUAGAACAAUAACGAAUCCUCUAGUCUAGUCCCAGUCCUGUUCCCUUGUUUGUGUUUACAACAUGUUGGCAAUGUUUCAGCUGGGAAGGAAAAAAUGAACAAGAGUUUUCUUAUUUGUUCGUCUGCAUUGAAACAGAAAAUUACAUUCAUGUAGCAUCUUCAUGGUGUCUUCAGAAGCUCUUCUAUGGAUGUAUGCACUCUGGUCAGUAUUCAAACCAUUCAGGAUUUUUUCACACAAGUCGCUGCAUCAGGCAUGCAUAUGAAGGUCUAUUGGAUUGGGCUUUUUUUUUAGCUGAAGAUGCAUAACUUUAUAGGCACAUAGGCAAUAAUUCACCAGUAUACUCAAUUUCUACACCCAACAUCAGAAACAGUUUUAUUGCUGAAGUGCAGAACAAUGUACUUGUUGCUUUUAUUUUCUCACUGGCUUCCACGUCUCCUUAAUAUCGAGUCAUAUCUUCACACAACCUAUCUGAGGAG